CAGGGGGCCCGCCGAUUGGCUGGAAGGCACGGGAGCCGGGCGGCCCGGCCGGGCCGGAGGAGGGCGGUGCCGUGGGCCCCAUCCAGGAGGUGGCCGCCGGCUUCAGUGAGAUGAUCAUGGCAGCUCGGACUGCUCAAAGGGCCCUGAGAAAGGUGGUGUCGGAAUGCCGUCCGAAGACGGCGGCGGCAGCCGGAGCCCAGGCUCGGGCGCAGGGGCCGGCGCGGGAUGUCAGAUAUUUAGCGUCCUGUGGUAUACUGAUGAGCAGAACUCCUCCACUUCAUGCCUCGGUGUUGCCUAAGGAGAUGUAUGCAAGAACUUUCUUCAGAAUUGCUGCACCAUUAAUAAACAAAAGAAAAGAAUAUUCAGAGAGGAGAAUUAUAGGAUACUCUAUGCAGGAAAUGUAUGAUGUAGUAUCAGGAAUGGAGGAUUACAAGCAUUUUGUUCCUUGGUGCAAAAAAUCAGAUGUGAUAUCAAAGAGAUCUGGAUACUGCAAAACACGGUUAGAAAUUGGGUUUCCACCUGUGUUGGAGCGCUAUACAUCAGUAGUAACCUUGGUUAAACCACAUUUGGUAAAGGCAUCGUGUACCGAUGGGAGGCUCUUUAAUCAUCUGGAGAGUGUUUGGCGUUUUAGCCCAGGUCUUCCUGGCUACCCCAGAACUUGUACCUUGGAUUUUUCAAUUUCUUUUGAAUUUCGCUCACUUCUACAUUCUCAGCUUGCCACGUUGUUUUUCGAUGAAGUCGUAAAGCAGAUGGUAACUGCCUUUGAAAGAAGAGCUUGUAAGCUGUAUGGUCCAGAAACAAAUAUACCUCGGGAAUUAAUGCUUCAUGAAGUUCAUCACACAUAAAGAGAAAAAGAACUGGUCACCUGCUUGUAACUUUAGUUUAUUCACUUUUAGGAAGUACUUUCUUCAUUUGCUUUCAGAAGUCAGAAAGCAUUUGUUAAACCCAGCUUUGAUUAUAAACCUGCACCGUGGAACAUUUGCACUUGGAAUAUGGAACCACAUGUACAUAGAAUUCAAUCAAGUGUAAUUCAAAGCAAUAUGUAUAUUAGCGUAUUUACAGUAAUGGGAUCACUAUUGCUAGAAUAGUGACAUCACUCUUCUGAGCAGAAAUUGAAACUGUCAGUUUAAACCUUUUAAUUAUCACCUUACCUGAAAGGUUAGUUGAGAUACUCACAUAGUAUGUAUUAUAUUAACCAUAUCACAUUUAAGUUAUUAAGUUCAGACUAUUUAUAACUUAUUGUCAUAGGGCCUGCCUCAUGGCUUAGGGUAUUUGAGUAAUCAUCAGAUAUUUAAAGUAGAAACUUUGACUUAAAAAUACUGUUAAUGAAGGUUCCCUGGCACCUUUCUUAUUUUUAAAUUGUUCUUACGAGUAGCAGUAGAGAAUUCGGUGCUUUGGGGAGGUUAGCUCUCGGAUGAAGUGAGUAGUUUUUUUGGUGAGUGGUCCAGAACUUUAAGCUACUUUUCUCACAAUUUGCAACUCUCUCACAGGUGCUUUGACUGCUCUUUGAAUAAUGGUCAUUGUGUGUCAGAUUUUUCUGUAACAGUGGGCAGCAGAUGAAGAUAAGUCAGUUGAUGUGUCCCCAGCACCAUGCAUCCCUAUUUUCUAUUUAUUAUGUGUCUUCACUUUCAAUAAUAUAUUUCAGACUGAUAUUUUUAUAAACAAAUCAAUGUAAGGGCUGAAGUUGUAACUUAAUAAAGUUAAUUUGUUUAUUUUUUUGUA
Messenger RNA from Equus caballus (horse), 1722 nucleotides. RefSeq names its product coenzyme Q10B (gene COQ10B). Gene Ontology annotation, molecular function: ubiquinone binding. Lineage: Eukaryota; Metazoa; Chordata; Mammalia; Perissodactyla; Equidae. Gene Ontology annotation, biological process: cellular respiration; ubiquinone biosynthetic process. The record is from RefSeq and is a predicted model, not a curated record. Gene Ontology annotation, cellular component: mitochondrion.